Messenger RNA from Syzygium oleosum, 1376 nucleotides. RefSeq lists its product as uncharacterized. The transcript has a single exon. The coding region runs from base 357 to 1178 and encodes 273 amino acids. The record is from RefSeq and is a predicted model, not a curated record. NCBI's taxonomy places the organism in Eukaryota, Viridiplantae, Streptophyta, Magnoliopsida, Myrtales, Myrtaceae.
AGAAAAGGGGCAUCUCUCGCUUUCAGACGGUUCUUGAUCGUCGCCUUCGGCGCGCCGUCGCCGUCCAUGGAGCUUUCGCUUGAUUCGGCGGAGCGUGAUCAAUGAUGAUUCAACUGGGCCCCCACCAGUGUUGACAUGAAGCGCCAUUAACACGAAUUAGCCGUUGUGAAGAAAGCGCUGAAGCAGAGCAAGCUCCGUCUGAACAGAGCAAAAGCAGAGAGCCAGUGGUCUGUAGUGUAGAAAACUGUGCAAGAACCCAACGAAAUCUUCACACCCACCACCGCAAAUCCGUAAUCUCGACGAAACGUCACAUACCCAGAAGAGGAAGAAGACGGAGAAGAAGGAGGAAGGAAGGCAUGGCCGACUUCUCCUACCUUUCCGACACCGACGACUCCGCCGUGGAAGAACUCAUUUCCCAGACCAAGGACCUGUGCGUCCUCGAACAGAUCGCCGCCAUCAACUGCUCCUCCUUCGCCGCCGCCGCCGCCGACGACGGCGGCGACACCCUCUUGCCGUCCGACCUCGAGUCCCGUUUCCGCAAGCUCAAAUCCUUCCCUCUCUCCAAACCCCAAACGGCGCUCCGGAGCUCGAGCAAUCGCAAGACGGAGCCGGCGCUCGACGGGGAGGCUCGGCCUAAGCCGGACGCGAAGCCGGAGGAUCCGCGGGGGAAUGGGCGCGGUUCGUCGGGUUCCGAUUCUUGGAAUUCGUCCGCGGAGGAGGUGGUUUUCUCGCCGGCGGUGCGGAAUCCGGACGAGAAAUCGCGCGGGGAGCACACUGUGGAGUACGAUCCAGUCUAUUCGCCGACGUAUCAUUCCGAUACGUCGAAGAAGUCGAAGUCGAAGACGAAGGCGAAGGCGAAGUCGCCAUCGCCAUCGCCCCCGAGGAAGGCCGGCUGCUUCUGGUGCUCGCCGAAGAAGCCGACACCCAGGAAGCGGGACGAAUCUAGGGCUAUUGAGAAGGGGAUGAGCAGGAGCUUUAAAUGGAUGGAGGAAGACGAGGUGUUGUCGGAUUUGGGGGGCUUCUCCGUGAAAGAGCAGAAGAAGUUGCUGAAGAAGGCAAUGAAGGAGGAGGAGAGGAUAAGCCGCGAGGCGGAGAAGAUCGCGAGGAUGGCGAGGCAAGCAUCAGCGAGGAUGAUGAGCGCUUCAAGGACCGGCGGCAAUUCGAGCGACGACGAUUGAAUGAACAUCUUGUCUGGUUUUGGGCAAACUUGAGUGAAUGCAAAAAUGCAAUCUUGAUGCAGUAUAUAAGUGAAGGGCUAUGUGGGUAAUGCAAUGUUGUGCCAGACAGGGUUUUCCAUGUUUUUGCUUGUAAAUUUUGCUUGAGUUCUGCUUGAGAAAGUGCUGAUGCAAUACAAAGAUAAGUCUUUUUUUGUUAAA